AUGGCAGAGACAACGAGAAAAAGUAUAUUGGAUGUGAGUACAUACAUAACACGAUUCUCGUAUUUUGGAGAAUAUUUUCACAGUUCGGAAGAAUUGCAAGAGGUAAUGAAAAAGAUCGUCAAAGCACUGCACGUGGAUUCGAACGAAAAUCUCGUAACCGGUUUGUUACUCGUUUAUCCAAAAUUUUACAUACAUCUCUUGGAGGCCCCGGAAGACGUAAUUUACAUGCAUUUCAAAGACAUCUGUGAGAAUAAGAUAAGGGAAGAAAAAUUUGGGAAGACUAUUGUUUUACCGACGUAUCACCACGUUUACCACAGAUUUUUCAUCGAUUGGUUUCACGUUUACACGCUGGCACCUAGCCUAUUGGAAAAGAUAGAGAAGCAAACGCUGGAGGAUAUUAAAAGACAAAUUUCAAAUUGCUGUAUGAAAUUAUAUCAUCUGUGCAACUAUAUUUCAAGAGUAAUGCACGAUGACGCGAACGACGUUGUAGAAAUUUUAUUUAAUUUGAACGAGAAAGUACCGCAAUAUCUUCCCGAAAGUACCGUAUUGGAAUUCUUGUUAAACGCAAAGUCAAGCGUAUUGAAGACCGUCGAAGAUUAUUUACGUAUUUACAGAGACGUACCAUUCAUAGAAUUUUACGAUGAUACGAUUUGGCCACCUCCGUCGGAUAAUAUGCCUCGUUACGCGUCGGAGAAAUGCGUCGAUGAAGAAAAAGACGAAGAUCUAAUAAGGAAGAAAACGUAG
Vespula vulgaris is the source of this 744-nucleotide messenger RNA. RefSeq names its product testis-expressed protein 47-like. The record is from RefSeq and is a predicted model, not a curated record. The coding region runs from base 1 to 744 and encodes 247 amino acids. The transcript is spliced from 7 exons. Lineage: Eukaryota; Metazoa; Arthropoda; Insecta; Hymenoptera; Vespidae. Gene Ontology annotation, molecular function: blue light photoreceptor activity; FAD binding.